This is a messenger RNA of Rhagoletis zephyria (snowberry fruit fly), 792 nucleotides long. RefSeq lists its product as uncharacterized. The record is from RefSeq and is a predicted model, not a curated record. Lineage: Eukaryota; Metazoa; Arthropoda; Insecta; Diptera; Tephritidae.
UUAACCGGGGAGUUAGUGUUAACCGGAGAUGGAGAAACCGGCCCUAAGUGAUGCCCCACGACGUAUAUUGGUCCGUGAAGCCGUAAACUCGGGAACAAAUAAUUGCUCUUGCAAAAGACCUGUUUUACAAUCCAGCGGACAAUUCAGGAACCUGGAUUCAAACCUCAAAAACUUAAAUAGAAAAAGGCGCACGAAUUUUAACAAAAGUUUAGGUGAACCAAAUACAGAGAGACGUAGGAGCACAUCUGUAGAAUUUGAUACAAGUUUCUUCAAGACUUGUGUCGUUGAAGGAAAUACUGAAGAUAUAAAACAAAAAUUUAAGACAACACUAAAUGAGAGAAUUCGAUAUUGUACCCAACAUCUUGAUGUUUUGAAGGCAUUUCCUAUUUUUCGAUAUGAUCUUUCUCUGGUAAAUGAGACAACAUUUGUAAAGUAAUUUUUGUGACUAGCAAUUUUUAGAUUUCAUUUGAUUUUGAACUGCGUUACAAUCGUAUAAUAGCCAACAGCCUGAUUACUUCCUGGCGAAGUUAUUUCAAGUUCACAGAGGACGUUUUAAAAGACACUGUUGGCAGCUGUUUAAUACCAGGUAAGCAUCUUGACUUAAGAGAUGCGGGUUUAAAUUCUAAUUGAAAUUUUAUUUUCAGAGUGGUUUAUAGAAAUCGAACCGUUUUUACAUCUGCUGAGGCUACACCUUCAUUUACACUUCGCUCGAAGGAGAAUAAACAACUAAGAGUAAAUUUCGAAUCAACUGUCAAUGAAUGAAUGAAUGAACUGUAAAUUUUCAGAAUGUAA